This is a messenger RNA of Nezara viridula (southern green stink bug), 223 nucleotides long. The record is from the annotation of a GenBank genome assembly. NCBI's taxonomy places the organism in Eukaryota, Metazoa, Arthropoda, Insecta, Hemiptera, Pentatomidae.
AUGGACAAAGUCUUCCGUGAUUUCGUAAGAUUCAGAGAGACCGCAAGGGGGCUUUUGCAGAUACUUUCCUGUUUAAAAAUAACUGGCGGGGAUAAUUUACAAAAGAUCCACCGGAGAUAUCAAUAGGAGACCUGGUUGUGAAUUCCAGCAAGGGAUGAUAGAAAUGUUAUUACUGCUGGAAGCAAUCCGUUUCAUAAUACUCGACAGAUCUCAAAUGAAGUAG